AAAAAGGAAUGAAGCUAUUGGAUGUUGACGGAUUUCUACCUAUAGGUAGACAAAGAACGUUUUAAGGUCCCCAAAACGUGAUAAGACUGCCAUCAACACUUUAUAACCUGAUACAGAGUGUCCAUCACUAYUACCUUAUCUAGUCUUCGCGCGCUUUCAAACCUUUCUUCAAAUCGUCUGGUCUGUUUUUGAUUGGCUCCUUGAAUGUGCUAUACAUGACCUAAUCAACACGUACAUUAAAUGCAGUUUAGAACCUGAAGAAGAGAAUCGUCUUGGGUGAGGUAGUAGAGCCCAGAAGGACAUCAAUGGAGGACUCCAAGAAGAACGAAGACAACAGCAAGGAUGACGCCACUACUCCUUUGUCUCACAAAGCAUCGGCUUUUUCGAUUGCAUCUCUCAUGUCGUCUAACUGUGGCGAAGGCGCAGAGAGUAUUCGUAAAAUCAGUGAGUGUGGUUUUGAAGAUGAGGAAUCGCAGCCUCUACCAAAACGCUCCAGAUCCUCAGAGUCUGAUGACUAUACAAGUAGCGACAAAGAGGACGAACAAGAGAAGCAGACCACAAAGACGAUAAGCUCCUCACCUGAAGAACUGAAGGAUGUUCAGGUAUCCCUGGAAGGUAGAGAUCUCUGGGAAAGAUUCAAUGAAUUAGGAACCGAAAUGAUCAUAACAAAGUCUGGAAGACGAAUGUUCCCAACUCUACGAGUAUCAGUGAGCGGUGUUCAACCUAAAGCCAACUACCUUGUUCUYAUGGAUAUUGUUCCUGUUGACGACAAGAGAUAUCGAUAUGCAUACCACCGGUCUACKUGGUUAGUAGCAGGCAAGGCAGACCCCCCUGCUCAGGUUCGACUCUACAUGCACCCCGACUCGCCCUUCACUGGGGAACAGCUCCAAAAACAAAUCGUUUCUUUUGAGAAAGUGAAGCUUACRAAUAAUAAUACUGAUCACAACGGACAUCUCAUUCUAAACUCGAUGCAUAAAUACACCCCUCGUGUUCAUAUCAUCCAAAAACGAGACCAUACAGCUUCUAUCAUCAAUCUAAACGCUGAAGAAAUGAAGACAUUUACAUUUGCACAGACAUCGUUUCUUGCUGUGACGGCCUACCAAAAUCAACUUAUAACAAGAUUAAAGAUCGAUAGCAAUCCAUUCGCGAAAGGAUUUCGAGACACCUUAAGGAUAGUGCCGGUCCAAAGAGAGCAUUAUGGCUUCCAGCCCGUCAUACGCAGUCCAGUAUUAAUACCAAUCGCCACACCAGCAUUUGUACCUCGUAAUAUCUUACACAACGACCUUUCAACGUAUUCUAUCAAAGAAGCCGACAAGCUAUCGUGUGUAGCAUGCAAGCAACAGUCAUUACUACACGAAGGAUCACCAUCGCUKCGCUCAGUAGCUUCACCAGACUUUACUCCGUGCUCACGGCAUAGUCUACUCUCUUAUCCAACAAGUUUACAUAUAAGGCAAACGAUUGAUAAACCUCAAGGAUCYCUAGCGUCAGCUUUUUGUACUCAAAUGCCUCAUUGAUGGCCGACCUCUYGGUUAGAUUGGUUCCUUUUGUAYAGAGAAUUAUUUCCUGAAAUCUCUCCACAAUUGUCCUAUUUUCCCUUCAGCAAUUCGUUUGCGUAUGUAGGACAAUUCUUUAUGACUCCAAAGAAGCCAAGGACCUAGUAUAUAUUAUGUAUAUAUAUUCUAACUAUUUAUUGUAAAUACUUUAAAAAGAAAAUAUAAACACAAAGUUAUURUACUAUUCAUGCCGUCUCCUAUUAAAAACAUUUCACUUUUAAGGCAUAGCAACUUGGAGAUUGCUAUKGCCCGGGGGGAGGACUCCCUUA
Messenger RNA from Exaiptasia diaphana, 1822 nucleotides. Its product is annotated as T-box transcription factor TBX20. Lineage: Eukaryota; Metazoa; Cnidaria; Anthozoa; Actiniaria; Aiptasiidae. Gene Ontology annotation, cellular component: nucleus. Bases 306 to 1514 code for a protein of 402 amino acids. The transcript is spliced from 7 exons. Gene Ontology annotation, molecular function: RNA polymerase II cis-regulatory region sequence-specific DNA binding; DNA-binding transcription factor activity, RNA polymerase II-specific. Gene Ontology annotation, biological process: cell fate specification; regulation of transcription by RNA polymerase II; positive regulation of DNA-templated transcription. The record is from RefSeq and is a predicted model, not a curated record.